CUCGGCAGCCCUAGGGAGAGUGGGAGUCGUUAGGCGGCUAAUGCAGUUAAGUAGUCCAGGGGAGAAAUGUGAUGGGGAUUGAACGACCAUCAGAUAUAUGUGAGGGAGACAAAUCCAAGGGCUUCCAGGUUUCUGGCUUGGGCAACUGGUUGGUUAUGGGUUGCAGUUCACAGGGUCAGGGAACCUACGCGGAGGAGGAAUGGUGUGUAAGAAGACGAAGUCCUACUUGGUAAAAACGUGAGCAGCACUGCCGGAAAAAAAACGAAAUAAACCGUACCAAGCGCAUGCGGACCAAGAACACAUUUCACUAAGAUGGCGGCUCCCCUGCUGGACGCAGGCUCCCUUACGUCAUCACACUGCGCGGCCGCCUUUCGCGCACCACGUCGGAAAGUAGCAGGCGGGCAGAUGGCCAGGUCCCAGGCCAGAGGGCGUGCCCUAUUCAUCCCUGGCGCAAGAUGGCGCUGCCUUUUGCACGUUCGCUGUUCUUGUGCCGCUGGGGAGCUAAACGAUUGGGGGUAGCCGUCGCGGAAGCCCGCAGAGGCAUCAGUUUCAAACUGGAAGAAAAAACCGCCCACAGCAGCCUGGCGCUCUUCAAAGGUGACACAGGUGUCAAGUAUGGCAUAGUAGGAUUGGAGCCCACCAAGUUGGCCCUGAAUGUGGAGCGCUUCCGGGAAUGGGCCGUAGUGCUGGCAGACACAGCAGUCACCAGUGGCAGGCACUACUGGGAAGUGACAGUGAAGCGCUCCCACCAAUUCCGAAUAGGAGUGGCAGAUGUGGAUAUGUCCCGGGAUAGCUGCAUCGGUGUUGACGAUCGUUCCUGGGUGUUCACGUAUGCCCAGCGCAAGUGGCACACCAUGUUGGCCAACGAAAAAGCCCCUAUUGAGGGCAUGGGGCAGCCAGAGAAGGUGGGGCUGUUGCUGGAGUAUGAGGCCCAAAAGCUGAGCCUGGUGGAUGUGAGCAGGGUUGCUGUGGUCCACACGCUACAGACAGAUUUCCGAGGUCCAGUGGUACCUGCCUUUGCCCUAUGGGAUGGAGAGCUGCUGACCCACUCAGGGCUUGAAGUGCCUAAAGGCCUCUAGUAUGUGUUUCAUUGGAGUGCCCAAUCAAGCUCUAACUUGGGUAGCCUCCUGGUGAAACUGUCUGAAGCCUUUUAAUUUUGCCGCUAAGCAACCUCCAACUCCUGCAAUUCAGUGUUAGGCCCUCUGUGCAAUAUCUUAGUCUUUUUCCUUUCCCCUACCCUGUGAAAACUAGGCACACAGCCACCCUCUCCCCUCCCCCAAUCUACUGCCAGUUUCCUAGGCUACCCUGCGUGUACUUAAUGUGACUGGCUUCCUUCGGUCCCUCUGCCUCCCUGUGCCCAGACCUCAGACUGCAUUCAGUCCCGGGGUCUUAGCUUUCAACUUUGAAUUGAUUCAUCACUGUGAUACCUCUGCCUCCCUCUGCCCCCAUGUGAUUCCCCCCUCCCCCCACCUUGGGGCUCUACAGAAUCUCUCCAGAGUAAAUCCUUUCUACCUCUGGCUGGAGGAGUGGUACAAUGACUUGGCCCUUUCCCUGUAGCACAUGCAGAGUUGACUCUGGCUCCCCAGGAAGUUCUUUACUGUCUCUGAAUGAAACAGAGCCCUUCUUUCCUAGUACCUCAGUGCCAGACUCUCAGCCCCACACUGCUGCAGCUAUCACCACCCAGAGUCCAUCUGCCUUAAUCUGCACAUCCCUGACAUCUGGUCAAUCCAUUAUAAUCAUUGGGCCAGUUACAACCAUGAUCAAAGGAGACCAGAUACUUGUGCCACAGUUGGAACUUCCAGAGGGAGGUGGGAGGCCUGAGGUCUUGCACAAUCCCUUUUUGAGCCUGCUCAGACCCAAGCCCUAUUACCACCCACUCUCCCCUCCACCCCCUCCAGCAGUUGCUGUAUCCUAGCAACUCUAGGAUACAGUUAACCUAGAGUAGUAUUUAGGGUUGACGAAAACGUGGUGGGAUGAGUAUGUAUGUGAAAUAUGUAUUGUUUGGGCUCUGUCUGACCUUGUGGUUCCCUCUUAUUCUACCUUUAUGAUGGUGACACAGCUGGAUGCCCCUGUGGGAGAGAGAGAAGGAGUGGGCUUAACAAUUAUAAUUUGUGUAAUUAAAGUUUAUUUGAGCACAAAA
Messenger RNA from Felis catus (domestic cat), 2140 nucleotides. RefSeq names its product SPRY domain containing 4 (gene SPRYD4). Lineage: Eukaryota; Metazoa; Chordata; Mammalia; Carnivora; Felidae. Gene Ontology annotation, molecular function: protein binding. The record is from RefSeq and is a predicted model, not a curated record. Bases 456 to 1079 code for a protein of 207 amino acids. The transcript has 3 exons.